CCCGUGCUGUGACUUCCUCUCUGUCUGUCUCGCCACCAUGCUGCCGCGCACCUCAGCCUUCCUCCUGCUCUCUCUCUGCCUCUCCUGGGGGAUGUCUGCUUCUCUGGUCAGGAACAUCACUCCUGAAGAGGAAGUCCCAGAAGCAGAAACCAUGUUCGGGGAUGACACCGUUGCUGCUGCUACCGAGGGUGAUACCGUGGGUGAUACCGUGGGUGAUACCGUGGGGGCAGAUAGCCUGGUUGUUGAUGAUACGCCUACUGCUGUAGAUAUCAGGGUGGAGGGUGAUACCGUGGGGGUAGAUAGCCUGGUUGUUGAUGAUACGCCUACUGCUGUAGAUAUCAGGGUGGAGGGUGAUACCGUGGGGGCAGAUAGCCUGGUUGUUGAUGAUACGCCUACUGCUGUAGAUAUCAGGGUGGAGGGUGAUACCGUGGGGGUAGAUAGCCUGGUUGUUGAUGAUACGCCUACUGCUGUAGAUAUCAGGGUGGAGGGUGAUACCGUGGGGGUAGAUAGCCUGGUUAUUGAUGAUACGCCUACUGCUGUAGAUAUCAGGGUGGAGGGUGAUACCGUGGGUGAUACCGUGCGGGUAGAUAGCCUGGUUGUUGAUGAUACGCCUACUGCUGUAGAUAUCAGGGUGGAGGGUGAUACCGUGGGUGAUACCGUGCGGGUAGAUAGCCUGGUUGUUGAUGAUACGCCUACUGCUGUAGAUAUCAGGGUGGAGGGUGAUACCGUGGGGGUAGAUAGCCUGGUUGUUGAUGAUACGCCUACUGCUGUAGAUAUCAGGGUGGAGGGUGAUACCGUGGGGGUAGAUAGCCUGGUUGUUGAUGAUACGCCUACUGCUGUAGAUAUCAGGGUGGAGGGUGAUACCGUGGGGGUAGAUAGCCUGGUUGUUGAUGAUACGCCUACUGCUGUAGAUAUCAGGGUGGAGGGUGAUACCGUGGGUGAUACCGUGCGGGUAGAUAGCCUGGUUGUUGAUGAUACACCUACUGCUGUAGAUAUCAGGGUGGAGGGUGAUACCGUGGGGGUAGAUAGCCUGGUUGUUGAUGAUACCCCUACUGCUGUAGAUAUCAGGGUGGAGGGUGAUACCGUGGGGGUAGAUAGCCUGGUUGUUGAUGAUACGCCUACUGCUGUAGAUAUCAGGGUGGAGGGUGAUACCGUGGGGGUAGAUAGCCUGGUUGUUGAUGAUACGCCUACUGCUGUAGAUAUCAGGGUGGAGGGUGAUACCGUGGGGGUAGAUAGCCUGGUUGUUGAUGAUACACCUACUGCUGUAGAUAUCAGGGUGGAGGGUGAUACCGUGGGGGUAGAUAGCCUGGUUGUUGAUGAUAUGCCUGCAGUGGAGGAACCUGUAGAAGACACCCCAGUGGCCGAAGACCUGGUGGCCGACAAGCCUGUUGCAGAUACCGUUGUAGCUGGGGCAUUUGUAGUCAAGGAACCAGUUGCGGACUCCCCUGUUGCUGAUGCUCCGCUAGUAAACGCCCCUGUCAUGGCAGAUGAAGUCCCAGACACAGAGGCCCUCAUGGCGGACAUGCCAGUGGUGAAAGACCCUGCUUACAUGGAUCCGGAGACCCUUGUUAAAGAGGCCCUGAUAACAGAAGCCAUGAUUAAAGAGUUGUCUGCCCAGGUGGAGAAGGAAGACCUCGCUAAAGAGACUGAGAUUCAGGACGCCAUCUUGAAAGAUUUGGCUGACCAGGAGGCACUAGAAAAAGCGACAGAGGCCAUUGAAGAGGCAGCAGAGACAGAGGCAGAGGCAGAAGCAGAGGCAGAGGCAGAAGCAGAGGCAGAGGCAGAGGCAGAGGCAGAAGCUCCAGCGGAGGAUACAGCCAGCCCUGUGGUACCUGUCGUCGAAGCCCAGGAAGAGGACUCUGACUGGGGCUUGGUUUCCAUCAAAGAGAGCCUCCAGGCAGCCAAUGGAUACUUUGACUCCCUGGUGGAAUUGAUGGGGGGACGCAACGGAUUGUGUCAGUACAAAUGCAAAUACGGUAAGACACCUGUGCAUCGCAUUGGUUAUGUGACCCCAGAGCCCAAUGGUUGCAGCUCCGACCUCCUAGGAUUCCAGGUACCAGAUAGUUUUGACAUGGGCAUCCCAGCCAUGACUCAGUGCUGUAACCAGCUGGACAGUUGCUAUGACACCUGCGGCUCCGACAAAAACCGCUGUGACUCCAAGUACCGCUUGUGUCUCCACGCUAUUUGCUCUGACCUGAAGAAGAGCCUGGGGCUUGUGUCAAAGGUCAAAGCCUGUGAGACCGUAGCAGAUACUCUGUACAACACAGUGUGGACACUGGGCUGCAGAUCCUUCAUGAACAGCCAGAGGGAAGCAUGUUACUGUGAGGGAGAGGAGAGGGACGAGCUGUAGAGGACCAGGCUGGGACACUACACCUCCCAGCCCUAGACCAACCUGGGACACAACACUACCCAGCACUAGACCAACCUGGGACACUACACUACCCAGCACUAGACCAACGUGGGACACUACACUACUCAACACGAGAGAAAGCUAGGAGGAGAGGGACGAGCUGUAGAGGACCAGGCUGGGACGCUACACAACACCUCCCAGCACUAGACCAACCUGGGACACUACACAACUCAACACGAGAGAAAGCUGGGAGGAGCGGGACGAGCUGUAGAGGACCAGGCUGGGACACUACACUACACUACCCAGCACUACACAACACUACCCAGCACUAGACCAACCUGGGACACUACACUACCCAGCACUAGACCAACCUGGGACACUACACUACCCAGCACUAGACCAACCUGGGACACUACACUACCCAGCACUAGACCAACCUGGGACACUACACUACACUACCCAGAAUUAGACCAACCUGGGACACUACACUACACAGCACUAGACCAACCUGGGACACUACACUACACUACCCAGCACUAGAUAAACCUUGGACACUACACUACCCAGCACUAGACCAAGCUGGGACACUACACUACCCAGCACUAGACCAACCUGGGACACUACACUACCCAGAAUUAGACCAACCUGGGACACUACACUACCCAGCACUAGACCAACCUGGGACACUACACUACACUACCCAGCACUAGACCAACCUGGGACACUACACUACACUACCCAGCACUAGAUAAACCAUUUUCAACCUCUGUCAUAUCAUGGAUUCAGAGUGAUCAAUCUAAUAGAACACAAAGGGGUUUCUUUAAUGGAAGCUUCUCUAAUGUCAAUCGUGUAAAAUGUGGUGUACCGCAGGGCAGCUCUCUAGGCCCUCUACUCUUUUCUAUUUUUUUUAUUUUUACUAAUCAAUCAAAUGUAUUUAUGAAGCCCUUUUUACAUCAACAGAUGUCACAAAGUGCUAUACAGAAACCCAGACUAAAUGACCGACCACGAGUUUUAAGUAAAGCAUGUGUGUCUAUGUAUGCUGAUGAUUCAACAUUAUACAUGUCAGCAACCACGGCCAAUGAAAUUACAGCAACACUUAACAAAGAGUUGCAGUCAGUUUUAGAAUGGGUGGCCAGUAAUACAUUAGUCCUGAGUAUCUCUACAACUAAAAGCAUUGUAUUUGGUACAAAUGAUUCCCUAAGUUCAAAACCUCAGCUGAGUCUGAUAAUGAAUCAUUUGGCUGUUGAGCAAGAUGAGGAGACUAAAUUACUUGGCAUUACCUUGGAUUGUAAACUGUCAUGGUCAAAACCUAUUCAUUCAAUGGUUGUGAAGAUGGGGAAAGGUCAGUCCUUGAUUUAAGCCUAGAUUCAGUCAGAUCAAUUGUUAACCAACGAUAGCAGACACAUGCAUAGCGGCUGUUUUGGCGGUAUCUGAGGUGGAACUGCAUUGGAGCCAUGAAAAUCGGUGAGCAGCUGCACAUGCAAUCAUUGUCAUGAAGCAACACCCGCCUCACUAGAAGCCACACCCUCCCCACUAGAAGCCACACCCUCCCUACUCGAAGCCACACCCUCCCCUCUCGAAGCCACACCCUCCCCACUAGAAGCCACACCUCCCUACUCGAAGCCACACCCUCCCCUCUCGAAGCCACACCCUCCCCACUAGAAGCCACACCCGCCUCACUAGAAGCCACACCCUCCCCACUAGAAGCCACACCCUCCCUACUCGAAGCCACACCCUCCCCUCUCGAAGCCACACCCUCCCCACUAGAAGCCACACCCUCCCUACUCGAAGCCACACCCUCCCCUCUCGAAGCCACACCCUCCCCACUAGAAGCCACACCCGCCUCACUAGAAGCCACACCCUCCCCACUAGAAGCCACACCCUCCCUACUCGAAGCCACACCCUCCCCUCUCGAAGCCACACCCUCCCCACUAGAAGCCACACCCUCCCUACUCAAGCCACACCCUCCCCUCUCGAAGCCACACCCUCCCCACUAGAAGCCACACCCUCCCUACUCGAAGCCACACCCUCCCCUCUCGAAGCCACACCCUCCCCACUAGAAGCCACACCCGCCUCACUAGAAGCCACACCCUCCCCACUAGAAGCCACACCCUCCCUACUCGAAGCCACACCCUCCCCUCUCAAGCCACACCCUCCCCAGUAGAAGCCACACCCGCCUCACUAGAAGCCACACCCUCCCCACUAGAAGCCACACCCUCCCUACUCGAAGCCACACCCUCCCCUCUCGAAGCCACACCCUCCCACUAGAAGCCACACCCUCCCUACUCGAAGCCACACCCUCCCCUCUCGAAGCCACACCCUCCCCACUAGAAGCCACACCCGCCUCACUAGAAGCCACACCCUCCCCACUAGAAGCCACACCCGCCUCACUAGAAGCCACACCCUCCCCACUAGACGCCACACCCUCCCUACUCGAAGCCACACCCUCCCUACUCGAAGCCACACCCUCCCCUCUCGAAGCCACACCCCCAUUUAGAAUGUGUAUGCUACGUAGAAAUAAUUACGCAUUAAACAAAAUAAUAAGGAUUUCUAUUAUCAAGGUGUAGAUUAAAUAUCACAUUGUUCCCACUUGUUAACAAAUCUGCAUGGGAUUUCGGUUAAUGCAACUCCAUGCAGCCAAUGGCAAUGUCCGCUUUAGUUAUAAUGCCGGGAGCCACUUGUGGAUUUAACAGCUCAGUUCCACCUCGGACACCAUCAAAAUAACCGUUAUGGAAAAUGUUGAGUAGAGCCCAAAGAGGUGUUGAAUCUACCAAAUUGUUUGCUGUACUCAACUUACACACAGCUCUGACACACACACUUAUCACACCAGACAUGCCACCAGGGGUCUUUUCACAGUCCCCAAAUCCCCAAUGAAUUCAAGAAAACGUACAGUAUUAUAUAGAGCCAUGAUUGGAAAUGGAAAUCCUUUUCAUCUCAGAUUGCUCAGGUGAACAGCAAACCUUUAAGAAACGCAAUGCCUGUCCCCUAUUUAACCUAAAUAUGUGUAUGUACUGAUAGAUGCCACUGAAUUUAUAUGUAUUAUAUGAACAUGUAAAAUGAUAAAUGCAGGACUAGAAUA
This is a messenger RNA of Oncorhynchus nerka (sockeye salmon), 5429 nucleotides long. RefSeq lists its product as uncharacterized. Gene Ontology annotation, biological process: lipid catabolic process; cholesterol homeostasis; triglyceride homeostasis. The record is from RefSeq and is a predicted model, not a curated record. The transcript has 4 exons. Gene Ontology annotation, cellular component: extracellular region. The coding region runs from base 38 to 2350 and encodes 770 amino acids. NCBI's taxonomy places the organism in Eukaryota, Metazoa, Chordata, Actinopteri, Salmoniformes, Salmonidae. Gene Ontology annotation, molecular function: calcium ion binding; A2-type glycerophospholipase activity.